Molecule: messenger RNA, 2683 nt
Organism: Anopheles cruzii
Lineage: Eukaryota; Metazoa; Arthropoda; Insecta; Diptera; Culicidae
Gene: cu
Product: nocturnin
Exons: 6
Coding region: 136-1908 (590 amino acids)
Biological process (GO): circadian rhythm
Molecular function (GO): poly(A)-specific ribonuclease activity
Source: RefSeq, a predicted model, not a curated record
CCCGUUUGCCGGGAGGGCAAUUUGAGUGAAAUCCCCCGGCGUGCUAGUGGUGAUUUCCAAGAGCCCCGUCGGACCUUCCUGAUUGACACAGACAGCCGUGAAACGACUUCCCGCGGGGGAAAACAGGUGGAUGCGAUGAAUCUGGUACCGGUGGGUCGGUUCGGUUCGCUCGGGGGUCACGACAAGAUUGGCACCGUUUCGCGCAUGCUGCCGGACGGUUCGGCCUUCUUUCGUGGCACCUGUCGCAAAGAUUCGUCGGCGGGUGUUGGCGCCGCCGUGGCCGGUGACCAGAACCGGGACCCGGCCAGGCUCGACGAGGACGAGGAGGACGACGAGGUGGUGGACCUAAGCCGGUUCGCGAGCGAGAAAGAUACACGAGCGUACUUCAAGCGAAAGCUGGCCAUCUUCGAGGCGUCCAUGAUGACGCCGGCCACGGCCAAUCGGCGGUUGGCGGCGCGCAAGAUCGCGAUGGAAAACUACGGCUACGAUCUGUUGGACGGGACGACGGCCAGUGGACUCGAGCUCGAGAUGGAUUGUGUCCCUCCGAAACAGCUGCUGAUGUACUUGGUCAGAAUGGGCUCGUUUACGUCGGCACCGCAGAUCAAAAACGUCGACUAUCAGGAUGACAAACUGGAGAUCACGGACGGGAUGUCGAUAGCGGAUCUGCUAGAGUAUUGCCGGUUGGCGCGCGGCGAAGAACGUCCACCACUGGUCAAGCGGAAGUUCCUUAAGCCGGUUGACCGACACACCAACUUCGGUGGUGAGCUCACGGACGGGUUCAAAAUGUUGAAACUGGAUGCCAUUUCUAAAACUUGUAGUGAACCUUCCCUGACCGCCCCGCAACUUCGGAUAUUCCAGUGGAACAUGCUCUCUCAGACGCUCGGAAUGCACAAUGAUGGAUUCGUACGCUGCCCGCUGGAAGCGCUAACGUGGGACUGCCGCCGAUAUCAGCUAGUAGAGGAAAUCAUUCAAAACGACCCCGACAUCAUCUGUUUACAGGAGGUGGAUCAUUUUAAAUUUUUGCAAAAAAUUCUGGCCACCCAAAACUACGAGGGAGUGUUCUUCCCGAAGCCGGACUCACCCUGCCUGUACAUCAACGGCAACAAUGGGCCGGACGGCUGUGCCGUGUUCUACCGCAAGGAUCGGCUCGAGAUGGUGAAUCACUUCACGCGCGUGCUGGAGGUGUGGCGUGUCCAGAGCAAUCAGGUGGCGAUAGCGGCCGUGCUGCGCACACGUGACACCCACCAGGAGUUCUGUGUCACGACCACACAUCUGAAGGCGCGCAAGGGGGCUCUGCUGUCAAAGUUGCGCAAUGAGCAGGGCAAAGAUUUGCUACAUUUUAUCGACGGCGUGGCACAGCACCGACCGGUGAUACUGUGUGGCGACUUUAAUGCCGAACCCAUCGAACCGAUCUACAGCACGGUGCUUAACCACCGUCCACUGGGACUGGCCAGUGCGUACGCGGAUCUGCUGGCCAGUGAAUCGCAGGAUGAAAACAAUCAAAAUGCGGCAAACGCUGGUGGCAGGCUGCGUGCUGUCGAACGGGUCGGCAGCCGGAGUAGCGUCGGAUCGUGCCACGGUGACGAGUGUGGGCAAGCGAAUGGUGGAGUACGGACCGGGGCAGAAAUUUCGGCUGCCUGUGAACCAUCGUACACGACGUGGAAGAUCCGCGAGGAAGGUGAAGUGUGCCACACGAUCGAUUAUGUAUUUUACUCCAAGGAUAAACUAACGGUGAAAAACUGUCUAAUGUUCCCUUCCGGCGAGGAGAUCGGGAUCGAUCGAACCCCCAGCUUCCAGUAUCCUUCCGACCACUUUUCGCUCGUGUGUGACAUCGAGCUGAAGGCGGCCGGAAACGCACAAACUGCGAACGAUGCCAACACAUCGACAUCGCCGAACCACCAACUGUAGCGCAGCGCCGCCGCUGAAGCGCUUCCUAUCGAAGCCGAGACACAGUACACAAAACCUCCCCCGAAUUAAUUGGUGAAUCCUUCGAAACGUUGUACAUUUAUGUGAACCGUUCUAUUUUAUGUUUGUGAUAGCAACUGUGAUUGUGUAAGAAUGCAGGUGCGAGUGGGUGUCAGACACAAGGCAUUGGACUUUUUGGACUAGGGAUUUUGUUUGUUUGUUUAAUUUUAGGACUCCAACAUGUUUUUCUUAAACUCUGCUUUGCCACACGUUCUUUUCGUUUCGACAAUUUUAUACUAAUGACUACUUUUGCCAUACUUGAUAAUGAAUGAUGAAAAGUGGGUGAACUAAGUAAAACACAUUUUAUCUGCACUAAAACACACAUCAAGGGGCACAGUGUGUGGUCGAAGAACCCUUACAGACAUGUUAAUUAGAUAGUGGUAGGCCAUACGAAAAUUGGUUCCCUAAUGUGUGGGGUUCUGGUAAUCCCUUGAGGUACAUUUUGUUGAGAAUAAUCAGAGCAAAACGAAAAUAUUUUACAAAAUACAUAUUUAUGGAUAGAGCGAAUGGGCGGCGGGAAAGAUAUGCCAGAUGAGCGUAAGUCAACACAACGAAAAUUUUGCAAUUAAAGGAAAAGCAGAUUGUCAGAAAGCCAUUAUCCGGUACGCAAGACCGGCAAAGUGCAUGGUUUUGUGAAAUCGCCAUUGUUAAUGUUGAACAUCGACAUGGUUAAAGAUGUAGUUUAGGGGCAUUGAACCCAGUGCAUCGUUUCUUUAUC